UGAGAUCAGCGGAUCGCCUUUCAUCAUGAGGCAGCUUUCACGCUGUUGCUCGCACUGCCGUCUCUCCUCUCUCUUUCCUUGCCCUCCCUCUUUCUAUCUCUCCUUCCCUUUCUCUCUCUAUCUCCCGCCGUCCAUGGGCCGCCGAGCUGGGAGCUUGUGAGGAGUUCGGAGCGUGUUACACACUGGACACAGUGAGGAGUGCGGAGUGGGACGGAGGCUACCACGGCAAGGAUUAACCUAAGGGACGGGGUGGGGGGUUACAUCUCUGGGGAGAAGCUCCUUUUCUCUCUCCUCAGCAGGGAGAAACCUGAGAAGAAAGAACUAUUGUGUGCAGCUCCUCACAAAGAUUUAUUCCUCCGGAUUUCCCUCAUAUCUUCCUUUCAGGAGUGACAACUGGCUGAGUUUGGCAGGAGGGAGCAUCACAACUGUCUGUGGCUUCAGUAAGACUGGCACAGUUGCCUCUGCCAGACGCUGACGUGUGUUUGGGGGCCUCAGGCUGACAUCUUGGCACUUUCAUGAGAUAACGGCAGUCCCUGGAAGCCCAACCCCUGCCUCGUGCUACCUCCCUCCCUCUCCCCUCCUGCCUCUUGACUCAGCCAAGCCAUGGGCCAGAAGAUCUCAGGGAGUAUAAAGUCAGUAGAUGCACGUGGGCAGCCGUCCUUUAGGCCCCUGAGGAGGGAACUGAGAGGGCCAGACUUUUUCAAGCCAGCCAGACUGGACUUACUCCUGGACAUGCCUCCUGCUUCACAUGAACAGCAGCUCCGACAUGCUUGGAACCCAGACGACCGCUCUCUCAACAUCUUUAUCAAGGAUGAUGACAAACUUACCUUCCAUCGGCAUCCUGUCGCUCAGAGCACUGACGGUAUACGAGGACGGGUGGGAUACACACGAGGACUCCACGUUUGGAGGAUCCACUGGCCGACCAGGCAACGGGGCACACAUGCGGUGUUAGGCGUGGCCACAGCAGAUGCCCCGCUGCACUCGGUUGGCUACACUUCAUUAGUUGGCAGUGAUAGUGAGUCCUGGGGCUGGGAUCUGGGACGUAACAAGCUCUACCACAACAGUAAGAACCGGCCGGCCACUUCUGCCCCCACCUAUCCGAGCUUCCUGGAGCCAGAGGAGGCAUUUGUGUUGCCAGAUGCCCUGAUGGUGGUGCUGGACAUGGACGAGGGCACGCUGAGCUUCAUGGUGGAUGGACAGUACCUUGGAGUGGCCUUCAGAGGCCUUAAGGGCAAAAAGCUGUACCCCAUCAUCAGUGCGGUGUGGGGCCACUGUGAGAUCACCAUGUGCUACAUCAAUGGCCUAGAUCCGGAGCCGCUACCUCUGAUGGACCUGUGUCGACGUGCUGCGCGCCUGGCCCUGGGACGUGAGCGUCUGCAGGAGAUCGAGACCUUGCCAUUGCCUCAAUCUCUGAAGAAUUACCUCCAGUACCAGUGAGAGCAUGGGACAUCAAGUAGAGACACGCACAGAGGGGAAGUCUGAGGUGCUACUAUAGCGCUACCAUCAGGCAAUAGAGGGAUAAUGUUUACAUUGUGGCUCACUGGAGGAAUCUUAAAUUCUUUUAUUUUAGUUAAUUUUUUUCCUCCUUGUUUAAAUUAUUGACGGCUUUGGAAGUACUAAGAAAAGUGUGACGCAGCUAGAGAUGCAGAAGCUUGGCAUACAUGCAGCUCCUCCAGGUGUGCGGGAUUACAGGAGGUGCCGUUUCAGAAAGCACAUUAACAUUCGGAUGCCUUUGCAAGCCAUCAGUAAUAAUCUCUUAGCUCCUUUCCUGGAUGUAAAGCCUGCAGAGCAUGGUCACAGGAGACAUAGGCAGCUGGAGAUCGGGCAUUUCAAGUCAAAAUCCAACAGCCUUGGAAGGUGCCAAGCCGGAAGGUGCCGCUACCUAUGCUCUGGAGCACCAGGUGGCUUUAAUAUACGGACUGACAGAAGUCUUUUUACCAUUUGCUGGAUGUGUCUUCCCAAGCACACAUGCAUACGCACAUAUACGACCAACAAUCAUAUACAGAUUCACUUUUUUUUUUUUUCGUCUGUGGGCUUGAGUCACUUUUCUAUCUAAAUUUGUAUCAUGAUUUUAUCGUGCGUGUGAACUUUCAGUUCUGAUAAGGAUUUUAUGGAGAUGUUUUUGGCCAUCUUUAAUUUUAUUUAUCAGGUUCUAGUUCCUUUUAAUGAACUGAGAAUGUGCGAAUUAGAACAUAGAUAUCGGACACUAUCAUACUCUCAUCACAAAUGGCUUUCUAUUUUAAACUGGGAUGCUGCUUUUAUUAUUAUUAUUAAUUAUUAUUAUUAUUCUGUCUGAAUGCUCAGUCUGGUUUUCUGAGGAAGACAAUGGAAUGUAAAGAUCUUGCUAGUGUUAGCAUAUUUUAAAUGUGAAUAAAAGCCAAGUGAA
Xyrauchen texanus (razorback sucker) is the source of this 2386-nucleotide messenger RNA. Its product is annotated as SPRY domain-containing SOCS box protein 4-like. Gene Ontology annotation, molecular function: protein binding. Gene Ontology annotation, cellular component: SCF ubiquitin ligase complex. The record is from RefSeq and is a predicted model, not a curated record. Gene Ontology annotation, biological process: proteasome-mediated ubiquitin-dependent protein catabolic process. Bases 604 to 1437 code for a protein of 277 amino acids. The transcript is spliced from 3 exons. NCBI's taxonomy places the organism in Eukaryota, Metazoa, Chordata, Actinopteri, Cypriniformes, Catostomidae.